This is a messenger RNA of Bradysia coprophila, 1223 nucleotides long. RefSeq lists its product as uncharacterized. Lineage: Eukaryota; Metazoa; Arthropoda; Insecta; Diptera; Sciaridae. The record is from RefSeq and is a predicted model, not a curated record. Gene Ontology annotation, molecular function: protein binding.
UUACGUUUGACUUUCAUUUAGAGAAGUGGCAUUCCUGUUAUCUGUCUGAACAUUCGGACUCACUAAGCUGAAACGAAUAUUGUUCGAGGUCACCUCAGUUGAAAUUAAAUUCUUCAAUUGACGAGACACCAGUAGCUCAUAGUAGAAAAGUGACAUGCGUAUAGCAUAUCUUUCCGUUUUGUUGUUGGUGUACGCAGGGCGACUUUGUGAAGCCAUAGAUGUAGCUUGUGCUCGAGAUUGGAACAAUGCAGUUCCAUCUAUCUGCACUAUUCUGAAAUUUCCGAUAGUAAACGAAAAUGAGCAGGUGACUAUUAUCGCUCGGCGACCAGAGCUCGCAGAAAGCCUGUACAUUCAAGUGAAUACCGUGACAAGACUGCAUGCAUCAUUUUUUGAAACAUUUCCAAAUUUGAAUAGAGUGGUUAUUAGCAGAACGCGUGUAAGCCGAAUCAACCGGGCUGAUCUGCAGAAGGCUGUUAACGUAGACGACUUCGAUUUCAACAAUAACGAGAUCGAGGUUGUCGAGGACUUUUCAUUUUCUGGAUUAAACAGAGCUACACAACUGAAUUUGAGUGGAAAUAAAUUAAUUGCAAUUCAACGAAACACCUUCGAUGGACUAGUGAGUCUCAAGAACAUUUAUCUAGGAGACAAUCCGAUCAAAACAAUCGAAGACGGCGCUUUUAAUUUCCCACAAUUGGAGAUAUUAUCCUUGCAAAACACUAAGUUGACCACACUAUCACGCAAUUUCUUCCGAGUGAAUCCGCCAUUAGGUGAGUGCUACAUGUCCGGAGACAGCUUGACAACAGUUGGUGAUUUCUUCGAUGGUAUGAAGAACACACUGAGCUGGAUCGAUUUGAGCGGAAAUCCCAUCGAUGAUUUAAGUUUCACGAAGUUUGCAAUGUUCCCCGUGUUGAGAUUUCUAUACAUUGCUAAAACUCCGUUCAAGAUCGAUGGAGAUUUAUCUACUGCCGAGUCUGCAGAAUCAAAAUUGACUAGGAUUUUGGUAUCCGAAGAUCAACUAAGUCAUGAUUUCAUCAUUAAAGUUCAUCGAAUUUUCAAGAAUCUGUCUGAUUUUUACAUCCAAAGAACUGAACAUAAUAUAACUUUUACCGACGACGAUAUUGAGAAGAUCAUUCCGGGUGUUCAUGUAUACAGAUUUGUCUGAUUUGUGAAAAUUUUGUAAAAUUUACAGUUUAUUUCAAUUCAAAUAAACAUCGGUUACGGCA